Messenger RNA from Scylla paramamosain (green mud crab), 830 nucleotides. RefSeq lists its product as uncharacterized. The transcript has 3 exons. The record is from RefSeq and is a predicted model, not a curated record. Bases 226 to 738 code for a protein of 170 amino acids. Lineage: Eukaryota; Metazoa; Arthropoda; Malacostraca; Decapoda; Portunidae.
UGAGAGCAGGGAGGCGGAAAUAAUCGAGACACACCUUUUGGAGAACCUCUCACUGUAAAGACCGAAUGACAGGCUGGGAGAGGCAAUUAAGUAGUUGUAGUGUCUUUACACGCGGCCACCAGAGGACGUGUAGUUCGCCUGGCAGUGCCCAGUGGUUUCAAGGCAGGCGUAAAGCAAGGGGGCAUCUACGGCAAGACUGGAUGCUGGCCCUGGUGCAUAAUCAUCAUGUCUUUUCCCGAUUACUCCUCUUCCCAGUCACCAGGCACCAGGACCGCCAACAAAGACCCCGGUGUGGCAUUCACAGAAACGGCUGCUGUGGCGGCCAUAGCGGCGUUUCUGGUGGUGGUGUUGGUAGUAUUGGUGCUGGCGUACGUCAUCCAGCGGCUGCUCAAGUGUCGCCGCUUUCAGGUGGGCAGAGUGGUGGCAGAGCCGUUUUCCCGGCGAGCCAGGGGACGAUGCGGCCAAGGACUACAGGAGAUCCGUAGCCGCCGCAUCAGUCUGGCCACCCCCAUCGCGGCGUUCCACGAAGCCAUCCGCUGUCGCACGCCCCCGCCCCGUUACUCAGAUGUGGCCGGCUCCCUGCCGUCCUACAGCUCGGCGUUCAAAGACUCGAGUGGUGCCCUGGGCGGAGGAGCGCUGCAGGGCGCUGACGAUCCUGUCUUUCUCUCGCCAGGGACAAUUCCUCCUCCUCCGCCGCCGCCGCCGCCUUCGCAAGGAUUGUAUCGCCACCGCCUCUGACCACACUUACAUUUAUUUGUCAUUUAUUUUGUAUUUUUCUUUUUAUCUUAGUGUGAGUAUUUCAAUAAUAUAAUCAGCACCGUCGUCGUAAA